This is a messenger RNA of Melozone crissalis (California towhee), 710 nucleotides long. RefSeq names its product CD8 subunit beta (gene CD8B). The record is from RefSeq and is a predicted model, not a curated record. Gene Ontology annotation, molecular function: MHC class I protein binding; coreceptor activity. The coding region runs from base 93 to 710 and encodes 205 amino acids. Gene Ontology annotation, biological process: regulation of immune response. NCBI's taxonomy places the organism in Eukaryota, Metazoa, Chordata, Aves, Passeriformes, Passerellidae. The transcript is spliced from 5 exons. Gene Ontology annotation, cellular component: cell surface.
UCCUGAGGGGAAGCCAGCCCUGCCACCAAGAGGUGACAGCGAAGGGAAAGGGGGAGCUGGCACAAAACCCCUCUGUCACCGAGUCCGCCACCAUGGCCCGGCCGUGGCUCCAUCUCUGCAUCUGCCUCCAGAUCCCAGGUUUUUAUACAACUCUGCUAUUAGCCCAAACUCCAGGGCAUAUUCUAACCCAAACCAGCAAUAAAACUGAAAUCCUCUGUGACCUGAAGAAGGAGCACGCCGGGGUCUACUGGUACCGCUGGAGCCAGGAGAGGCAACAAUUCCAGUUCUUGUUGUUCUCCAACGCAAUGGGCAGAGCCACCUAUGGCCCAGAGGUGAGGCAGGACAAGUUCAGUGUCCAUGAGGCGAGGUCCCAGAGCUCCUACAGCCUGCACAUCAGCCACCUGCAGCCCUCAGACAGCGGCAUCUACUACUGCUCCGUGUCCCAGUCCUCCCAGCUGCUCCUGGGCACUGGCACACAGCUCACUGUGGUUGAUGUUUUGCCUCCAAAGACCACGCAGACACCAGUGUCCAAAAAGCCUCUGCCACGCACAACCAAAAGGAAAGCUGCCAGCAGGGAAGGUCCCUGCAGUCCCCUGGUCUGGAUCCCUCUGGCUGCUGCUGUCCUGCUGCUGCUGCUGAGCCUGGUGCCCACCGCCUACCGCCUGCACCGUCUGCGGCGGAGGCUGCGGCUUCGCAUCCACAGGCAGUAA